AUGACGGGGAAAGCCGGGGAAGCGCUGAGCAAGCCCAAAGCCGAGACAGUGGCCAAGAGUACCUCGGGGGGCGCCCCGGGCAGGUGCACUGGGUUUGGCAUCCAGGAGAUCCUGGGCUUGAACAAGGAGCCCCCCAGCUCCCACCCGCGGGCUCCCCUCGACGGUCUGGCCCCCGGGCACUUGCUGGCUGCGCGCUCCGUGCUCAGUCCCGCAGGAGUGGGCGGUAUGGGGCUACUGGGGCCCGGGGGGCUCCCCGGUUUCUAUGCACAGCCCACCUUCCUGGAAGUGCUGUCCGACCCGCAGAGCGUCCACUUGCAGCCGCUGGGCAGAGCGUCGGGGCCGCUGGACACCAGCCAGACGGCCAGCUCGGAUUCUGAAGAUGUUUCCUCCAGCGACCGAAAAAUGUCCAAAUCGGCUUUAAAUCAGACCAAGAAACGGAAGAAGCGGCGACACAGGACAAUCUUUACCUCCUACCAGCUAGAGGAGCUGGAGAAGGCAUUCAAUGAGGCCCACUACCCAGACGUCUAUGCCCGGGAGAUGUUGGCCAUGAAAACGGAGCUCCCGGAAGACAGGAUACAGGUCUGGUUCCAGAACCGAAGAGCCAAGUGGAGGAAGCGAGAGAAGUGCUGGGGCCGGAGCAGCGUCAUGGCGGAGUACGGCCUCUACGGGGCCAUGGUGCGCCACUCCAUCCCCCUGCCGGAGUCCAUCCUCAAGUCCGCCAAGGAUGGCAUCAUGGACUCCUGCGCCCCGUGGCUGCUGGGGAUGCACAAAAAGUCGCUGGAGGCGGCAGCUGAGUCGGGGAGGAAGCCCGAGGCGGAGCGUCAGGCCCUGCCCAAGCUCGACAAGAUAGAGCCGGAGGAGCGGGGUCCCGACGCCCCGGCCGCCAUGUCCCAGGAGGAACUGAGGGAGAACAGCAUCGCCGCGCUCCGAGCCAGAGCGCAGGAGCACAGCACCAAAGUGCUGGGGACUGUGUCCGGGCCCGACAGCCUGGCCCGGAACGGCGAGGAGCCGGAGCGGGAGGAGGCCCCGGACGAAGACAGGCCAGCGGAGAAGCUGAGUCCGCCGCAGCUCGAGGACAUGGCGUAG
Messenger RNA from Globicephala melas (long-finned pilot whale), 1086 nucleotides. RefSeq names its product visual system homeobox 2 (gene VSX2). Gene Ontology annotation, molecular function: sequence-specific double-stranded DNA binding; DNA-binding transcription factor activity, RNA polymerase II-specific. Lineage: Eukaryota; Metazoa; Chordata; Mammalia; Artiodactyla; Delphinidae. The record is from RefSeq and is a predicted model, not a curated record. Gene Ontology annotation, cellular component: nucleus. Gene Ontology annotation, biological process: regulation of transcription by RNA polymerase II.